AACACGCUCUGCUAGGAGCGCCGAGUACAUCCGGGCUCUUUGUGGCGGUGUCACAAGCCUGUGAAGAUGGCGGCGGUAGGGAGGAGUACACUGCUAGCUGCUAGCAUACCUGUAAAUAACAGCACAGCAGACAGCCAGAGCCAGGAGGAGGAGGACGGACAGAAUCUGUGGUCCUCUAUACUGAGCGAGGUGUCGACGCGGUCGCGCUCCAAGCUGCCGUGCGGGAAGAACGUGCUGGUUCUGGGUGAAGUGGCAGCUGGAAAGACCACGCUGGUGGCCAAACUUCAGGGUGUGGAGGAAUACAUGAAAGGUCGCGGCUUGGAGUAUCUGUACUUUAACGUUCACGAUGAGGAUGUAGACGACCAUGCACGGUGUAACGCGUGGGUGCUGGAUGGGGAUCUGUAUCAUAAAGGCCUACAGAAAUUUGCGAUGUGUGUGGAGAACCUGUCUGACUCUCUGGCUGUGUUGGUGGUGGAUCUGUCCCGGCCCUGGCUGGCUCUCGACUCGCUCCACAAAUGGACCAGCGUGCUGAGGGAUUACCUGGACAAACUGCGAGUUCCUCCUGAGACCAUGAGAGAGCUCGAGCACAGAUUGGUAAAGCAGUUCCAGGAGUAUGUGGAGCCAGGAAGCGAAGGAACGUCUCAGAGGAGAAAUGCAGAAUCGGAGGAGGAGAGUGUCGUGCUUCCCCUGGGUGACAAUACACUCACAUACAACCUGGGCAUUCCUCUAGUGGUGGUGUGUACGAAGUGUGAUGCGAUCAGCACUUUGGAGAAGGAGCAUGAUUAUAGAGAUGAGCACUUAGACUUCAUCCAGUCACACAUCCGUCGCUUCUGCCUGCAGUACGGGGCAGCGCUGCUCUACACAUCCAUGAAGGAGAAUAAAAAUAUAGACUUGAUAUAUAAAUACCUCAUCCACAGGUUAUAUGGCUUUCCGUUUCAUUUCCCUGCCCAGGUGGUAGAGAAGGAUUCGGUGUUUAUUCCAUCGGGAUGGGACAAUGAGAAAAAGAUCGCCAUCCUGCAUGAAAACUUCCAGACCAUAAAAGCAGAUGACAACUUUGAAGAUGUAAUAGUGAAGCCUCCCGUUAGAAAGUUUGUACAUGAGAAGGAAGUCCAAGCAGAAGAUGACCAGGUGUUUCUCGUGAAGUUGCAGACUCUGUUAUCUAAACAGCCUGCAGCGACUGCGGGAAGGCCAGUGGACACCUCAAACAGAGCCCCCACCGGCUCCCCGAGGACGACCAAUCGCUCUGCGGCCGCUAACGUGGCUAACGUCAUGCCCAUGCAAUCAGGUACCAAGAAGAUUGAUCCCAACAUGAAAGGAGGUCAGACCAGCGAGGGCGUGCUGGCUAACUUCUUCAACAGCCUUCUGACUAAGAAAGCAGGUUCUCCUGGGCCUGGCCAGCCGGCAGGAGGUGGCAGCAACACUCCUGGAACAGUGCGCAAGUCUGGCUCUAAGUUGGGUUUGACCGACGUCCAGGCGGAGCUCGACCGAAUGUCCAGCAAGUCGGACCUGGAUCACUCCGCCCCCAACGCAACCACGCCCCCUGCUGAAAACGACGAAUCCUGAAAAAGAAGCAGGAUGACUCACUGUCACGCCCCCAACCCCCCCCCUUCUUCAGCCUCUCCUCUCUUUCUGACCUCUGCCCUGCCCGUCUCUCCUCCACUCCCUGAACGAGGGAAUGACGUGUUUCCAGCGAGGCCAGUGACUGAGCUGCAUGUAGAGCCGAUUGCCACUCUAUUUCUGUUUCUAAACACACGCAUGCACACACACCACUACCAGUGUAUCUGUAUGAACAGUGAGCAGAGGGGUCAUGAAGAGGGUGAAAAGCGAAAGUAACGGAGGAAGAGAGAUGAAGGGGUUGCAGGACGUACAGCGUUUGUAUGGUUAUGAAUGUGAGGUAGGAUUCGUCGUUUGGCAGGAAGGUGUUUUGUGUAGAUGUACUGUCGUGUUUAUUGUCCUUUAAUUUAUGAUAAACAAACAGAUUCAUAGUUGAGCAAAAAAACUCGUUAUGAUUUCUCUGUACCCAGAGAAGGGAAGCGUUUUCUGCUAGCCUUUUCACAUGCACACUACACACACGUGCAGACACUAAAACCUGUGCUUCCGUUUGCUUAUUAAAGCUCACAGAGCUUUUCCACAGUACAGCAAACCACCACGUCACUCACCAUCACACUCAGUUUGAGCACAGUAAUGAUUUUGGCACUACAGUUCCUCAUUAAUAAAUUAAUUCUGCAAGGUUGAACUUUACAACAAGGCUGUUUACAAUGUAGAUGGUUUCACAAACACACUGUCAGUGUGAUGUAUCAGUAUCAGUGGAUGUUUUCUUCUCUGCAUAAUUAAUGGAAGCACUACAAGCCAUGCAACAUGCCCCGGUCUUCUUCUCUGCACACUAGCCCUGGAGCUUACGUCCAGCGCACUGAGUGUGUGAUUGUGUGUGUUGAGAAAGAGGUGGUAUGUAGUCUAGUUGUAGGACAGGAGGAGGGUAGGUGGUAUCGUCUGUAGUCAGUAAACCGCUAGAGAAGGUUCCUGAAGUCACUCCAAGGGAAUGAGGAAGGAGAGGUAGAGGAGGAAGGGCAUGCAAGAUCAGAAGUCACUCUAUCCUGUUCAACUGUACAGUCAUUCAUGUCCAACUUCUGGGUGGGUGGUGGAGUUAAAAAUAAAAAAACAACCUUACAGUAAUAAGGUCCUGUACUUUUACAAGAUGUAGUCACAUUUCUCUGGAUCAGGUCUUUAAGCAUUCUAUUAAAGUUGUAUUUAUUGGGAA
Messenger RNA from Pangasianodon hypophthalmus (striped catfish), 2758 nucleotides. It is a transcript of the gene dync1li1, whose product is annotated as dynein, cytoplasmic 1, light intermediate chain 1. The record is from RefSeq and is a predicted model, not a curated record. Lineage: Eukaryota; Metazoa; Chordata; Actinopteri; Siluriformes; Pangasiidae. Gene Ontology annotation, cellular component: cytoplasmic dynein complex; centrosome. The coding region runs from base 67 to 1563 and encodes 498 amino acids. Gene Ontology annotation, biological process: microtubule-based movement; microtubule cytoskeleton organization. The transcript has 13 exons. Gene Ontology annotation, molecular function: dynein heavy chain binding.